Messenger RNA from Pecten maximus, 798 nucleotides. RefSeq lists its product as uncharacterized. The record is from RefSeq and is a predicted model, not a curated record. Gene Ontology annotation, cellular component: nucleus. Gene Ontology annotation, molecular function: DNA binding. Lineage: Eukaryota; Metazoa; Mollusca; Bivalvia; Pectinida; Pectinidae. The transcript is spliced from 5 exons. The coding region runs from base 1 to 798 and encodes 265 amino acids.
AUGCUGCCUCCUCUAUGUGUCAUUAAAGGGAAAACGGUUAAAACUCUACAAUCCCUACGGACACAGGAUGCCCCAGUAAAUACAAAAUUCAGUGUGUCCGAUUCUGGAUGGACGAAAAUGGGAAUUAUGGAAAGAUGGUUCAAAGACCAUUUCCUCCCCUUGAUCGGUCCACAGAGACCACAGCUUCUGUUGAUGGAUGGCCACAACAGCCAUAACUACGUUGAGCUGCUAACAGAAGCGAGAGACAACAAUGUCAUCAUAGUGGAGCUACCUGAGCAUACAUCUCAUUGGCUGCAGCCUCUAGAUCGGACUGUUUUUGGACCAUUCAAAAAAGCCUAUAACAAAGCCUGUACUAACCUUAUGAAUGACAAUCCGGGUACAGUGGUGUCCAAAGUAACCUUUUGUGGGUUAAUGCAAAAGGCGUGGACAGAAGGCAUGACAGAGGGAAAUUUGAAGAGUGGGUUUAAAGCAUAUGAUGUUUAUCCACUAAACCCAGGGGUGAUACCUCAGGAUGCAUAUCAACCCAACUCUGCCACACGAAUGGAAAAGGUGAGUGUGCACGGAGUCCCUCAGGAAAUUCAGGCCACUAUUGCCCAUCAGGAGACUCCGGCCACUGGUGUCCCUCCAGAGACUCCGGUCACUGGUGUCCCUCCAGAGACUCCGGCCACUGUUGUCCCUCAGGAGACCCUCGUUACUGUUGUCCCCCAGGAGACUCCGGCCAUUGGUGUCCUUCAGGAGACUCCGACCACUGUUGUCCCUCAGGAGACCCUCGUUACUAUAAAGUUGAUCAGACAUUGA